UCUUCAAACCAACCGCCAAAAUGACCAAGAGAACCAAGAAGGUCGGCAUCACCGGAAAGUACGGUACCCGCUAUGGUGCUUCCCUCAGNAAAGCAGGUGCGUCUCGACCAGGAUCCAUGAAUGCGACAGCCGAGAGCAAUGUCAAGAAGAUGGAAGUGACCCAGCAUGCCCGCUACACUUGCACCUUCUGCGGCAAGGUUACUGUCAAGAGACACUCGGUCGGCAUCUGGGACUGCAAGUCUUGCAAGAAGACUGUUGCCGGUGGCGCUUACACCGUCUCCACUCCCGCCGCCGCUGCCACCCGCUCGACCAUCCGUCGUCUGCGCGAGAUUGCUGAGGUU
This is a messenger RNA of Aureobasidium vineae, 341 nucleotides long. Lineage: Eukaryota; Fungi; Ascomycota; Dothideomycetes; Dothideales; Saccotheciaceae. The record is from the annotation of a GenBank genome assembly.